AUGUCCUCUGGAAACUCCCAGAGUGCCGAGCUUUUAGGAAGACGGCCCAGUUACUAUUGCUGUAAGAAGGAGGAGUCGGAGUCAGAGGAGGAGGAGCCUGACUUCGCCGUCACGUCUCGUAUGCCGCCGGUGCAUUCAAACCACAACAUCCUGGCGGCCACUGUCCCAACGGCAACCACUCCCAAUGGGCCUGCCCUCUUCACGCCACCGCAGACACGAAAACUGACGCGUUCACAGACGUACUGUCCGUCCUGUACGCAUUACGACCUGCCAUUUUACCUGCAGCAGCCAGACGGCCUGCGAAAUGGCGGCGAACGCAUUAGCUACCGCAGCGUGCAUCAACAGGAUUUGGGGCUGCCCGCUCCACUGCCUGCCCCGUUGCCCACCCCGCUGCCCACCCAGCUGCCGAUGCCGAUGCCGCUACCCAACUACCACAAACUAAACCUCAGCCGCUCGGUCACCAUGAGGGAGAUGUUCACGCGAAGCUGCAGCAUUAGCACUGAUGUGUAGCCAGCCAGAAUUAUAUAAUGCUAAAUGCUAAUGGCUAACUGCAACAACGCAGGCAACAGACUCAAUUCUCACUGAAAGACAUAAUUCAGCAUUUCAUAAAGCUGUAGUGCUUGCCUGCGUAAAAAACAAUGUCAACAAUGUCCUCUGGAAACUCCCAGAGUGCCGAGCUUUUAGGAAGACGGCCCAGUGUGUUUGUUCAUAACUGGAAACUAUAAAGGCAAAAAUGGGGUGAGAGCAAACAUUUGGAGACCCUCUCCCUCCCUCUGCGCAUCUACUUCACUCCUGAAUCCCUUGUUUUGUGUUUUCGGUAAUUGGAAAGAGGAUUCAGAAAAUAAAUCUAAAGUUUUUAUGCUUUCCUUAAAUUUUUUUUCAAAAGACACACCAGUACACAGAAACGCUGACGUCUUGAAUUUUUCAAUAUACGGUCUGAAUUGAAAGUUUUCUAUUGUUCAUGUAGCUCGAGACAUUUAGCUGAAUAAUAACUAAUAUAACCACCGACUUUGUUUUAACAAACCAACACAUAUAAUACAACUUAUGAAAAGCCCUAAGUGGGCUGCAAUAAAACUGUUGGGUCAAAAUGAUGUAAGCGUUUGAUUAUGAGGUAACAUAUGGGAUGAGAGGCAUUAUUUUAUUAAGUUACUGUAUGCGAUUCUAAAUAUUAAUAGAUGUUUUCACAAUUUGCGAACUGUUUGUUCUGUUUUGGAUGUUUAAAUAAUUUGUUCUUCUUUAUUCACAUUUCUCCUAUCUAAAAAGGUACAGGAUUUUGUUUCACCUGCAUUAACGGUAUAAAGAUUUCCACAAACCUGGAUGUGAGAUGGAUAUAAGGGCCAUGGAUUCUUGAUUUCAAGGGCUACAUUUGCUCUUUCUAAACGCUGCUUGUUGGACUAUGAACAGAACAUCUUCUGCCAGAAGGGUUUUUCUCUCUCGCUCUUUCUCUCUGCUGUUCAUGCUUACAGAGGUGACAGUUAGCCUAUUUCCUGCAUUGUUGAUGUGAAAACAAGUGGGGCGUUGCACCAACUUUCUUCUUUUUAAUAAUGACAGUGAUUAUCAAGAAUAUUUGUUCUGUUUCUAGCCUGUUUGACAGUGAUAUUCUUCUCUCGCUAGGUGUGUAGCCGCACACUACAGUCCUGCAGGUGACUGACUUCUGUGAUCACCAUGUGGUUGUGUUGUGAUUUCAGAUUUCUCUCCUAGCUAUUCUUUCUCUCGUCAGAGCCCGUUUAAAUCUCACGCUCUCUCUCAUGUGCGCACA
Molecule: messenger RNA, 1759 nt
Organism: Sinocyclocheilus rhinocerous
Lineage: Eukaryota; Metazoa; Chordata; Actinopteri; Cypriniformes; Cyprinidae
Product: protein FAM163B-like
Exons: 2
Coding region: 1-510 (169 amino acids)
Source: RefSeq, a predicted model, not a curated record